AUGAAGACCUUUGGGGGUCUCCUCCUGCUCUGCGCAGUGGCCCAUUUCUGCAGUGGCUCAGAAGUUACAAAUGAUCCUUCAAUGGUGGACUGCAGCGUGUACAAGAAGUACCCAGUGGUCGCCAUUCCCUGCCCUAUCACCUACCUGCCAGUGUGCGGCACGAACUACAUCACCUACGGGAAUUCCUGCCUGCUGUGUGCCGAGGUCUUGAAAAGUGGCGGAAAGGUUCAGUUGCUUCAUGAAGGACAGUGCUAA
Messenger RNA from Perognathus longimembris pacificus (Pacific pocket mouse), 255 nucleotides. Its product is annotated as serine protease inhibitor Kazal-type 7-like. The coding region runs from base 1 to 255 and encodes 84 amino acids. The transcript is spliced from 4 exons. The record is from RefSeq and is a predicted model, not a curated record. Gene Ontology annotation, molecular function: protein binding. NCBI's taxonomy places the organism in Eukaryota, Metazoa, Chordata, Mammalia, Rodentia, Heteromyidae.